Fusarium vanettenii 77-13-4 is the source of this 459-nucleotide messenger RNA. RefSeq lists its product as uncharacterized. Lineage: Eukaryota; Fungi; Ascomycota; Sordariomycetes; Hypocreales; Nectriaceae. Bases 1 to 459 code for a protein of 152 amino acids. The record is from RefSeq and is a predicted model, not a curated record. The transcript has a single exon.
AUGGAAGUGUUGAGCAACAUCCCAACCCUAUACCGCUUCGUUUUUCUCUAUCUUGAACCUUUUCUCGCAAUCGGCGCCGCCAUGCAGACGCACUUUACCCCUAAAGCCUUCCUAAAUACCAUGUCUCAGACGAGCGAGUAUGCGCCCGACAAUCAGGUCAUUUACGACCAAGUUGCAGCCCUCUAUACCUUGUUUGCAUUCAACGAAGCCGUGCUCUUGAGGUUGACGAAUGACAUUCGUGUAUGGAAAGGUGUUUUCGUCGGCAUCUUCAUCUGCGACAUUCUACAUCUGUAUGCGAGUUGUGCUUCCCUCGGUGGGGAUGUGUUUUGGAAUCCUCGUGCAUGGAGGGUCGAGGACUGGGCGAAUCUUGGGUCGCUCUGGGGACUGGGAGUCGUUCGCGUUGCUUUUCUCGCUGGAGUCGGGUUUCAGCAAACCGAUGGCCGUAUCAAGAGCAAGUGA